UUCAGUAUCAAUCUGAAGCAAAAUAGAGAGAUUUAGAGUGUGAGAAAAUGGGGAAAUCGACGACGACGACGGAUGUCCACGCACUCUUUCACUCUCUUCGUUCUGCCUACGCCGCAACCGCUAAUCAUCUCAAGAUCAUCGAUCUCUACAUUGUCUUCGCGAUCGUCACCGCUGUGAUUCAGGUUGCUUACAUGGCUAUUGUUGGAUCAUUCCCAUUUAACUCAUUUCUUUCUGGUGUACUUUCAUGCGUGGGAACUGCUGUCCUUGCUGUUAGUCUCCGAAUUCAAGUAAACAAAGACAACAAGGAAUUCAAGGAUCUACCUCCUGAGCGUGCUUUCGCGGAUUUUGUACUCUGCAAUCUAGUGCUUCAUUUGGUUAUAAUGAACUUCCUAGGAUAAGUCAAUGUCCAGGAAAAGACACGAACUCAUUUGGGAUUUGAAUUGUACUCUGGUAGAAUCAUUGUGAUCGAUUUAUUAGAAGUUUUUGCUGUUACAUUGGAUAUUUCAUACAAGAAAACUGAGAGAAUAGAAUGUACUAGUAAUAUUUUGACUAAACGAAAUAGGAGUACUAUGUUUUUGAGCCAUCUUUUA
Messenger RNA from Salvia hispanica, 590 nucleotides. RefSeq names its product dolichyl-diphosphooligosaccharide--protein glycosyltransferase subunit DAD1-like. Gene Ontology annotation, cellular component: membrane; oligosaccharyltransferase complex. Gene Ontology annotation, biological process: protein N-linked glycosylation. The record is from RefSeq and is a predicted model, not a curated record. NCBI's taxonomy places the organism in Eukaryota, Viridiplantae, Streptophyta, Magnoliopsida, Lamiales, Lamiaceae.